AUGUCGCAAACCACACCGUCGCGCCACACAACUACUCCUAUCCUUUUCAACUAUUCAAUUGUCAUGGAAAAACAAUAUUCUGAACCCUAUGUGGUCCAGAGACCCAGGAAGAAGUUGUGGGCUCAUGCCGUAGGAGCCGGAUGCUUGUUGAUGAUGUAUUUUUAUGGAAACUGGUCUUUUGAUUAUUUCAACUUUGGACUCACGACUGCAAAUGAUUCUUUUGAUUACAAAAGAACAUUUUUGAAUGCGUUGACCACCAAUCUCGCAGGCAAUUGGUCAGAGAAAUACACGUCGGAGCCUCAUUUGGCCGGAACCAACUAUGGAUUUGUUGAUUGGACCAAGGAUAAAUUUGAAGAAUAUGGACUCAAAGCCACAGUGGACACCUACGAUAUUUACGUCAGUUACCCUCACGAGCACUCAUUGAAGCUUUUGAGAGCUAAGGAUGACAAAUUGUUGUACGAAGCUCCAUUAAAGGAAGACGAAAUCAAAAAGGACAAGACUUCUGUGGGCGGUAAGGAUGCUGGAGUUGUCCCCACAUUUUUGGGUUAUGCUGCCAACGGCAAUGUCACUGCUGAGUACGUUUACGUAAACUACGGAACCAAGCAAGAUUUUGAAACUUUGGAGAAAUUGGGUGUUAGCGUCGCUGGUAAAAUUGCCGUUGCUAGAUAUGGCUCGAUUUUCCGUGGACUCAAGGUCAAGUUUGCUCAGGAUGCUGGUGCUGUAGGAGUGUUGUUAUACACCGAUCCAGGAGAUGAUGCUGGAAUCACUCCUGCAAACGGUUACAAGCAAUAUCCAGAGGGCCCUGCUAGGCAUGAGAGUUCGGUUCAACGUGGAAGUGUCCAGUUUUUAGGUGCCCCAGGUGCCACUCCAGGUGACCCUACCACUCCAGGAUAUGCUUCAGUACCUGGAGCUGAACGUAAAGACCCCCACAACUCUAUUGGCAAGAUUCCAGUUCUUCCCAUUUCUUACCGUGAAGUUACUCCAAUUUUGAAGCUGUUGAACGGCCACGGGGAAAAGGCUCCUAAGGAGUGGAAGGGAGAACUUGAGGGAUUCGACUACUACACUGGUCCAAACAAGAAUGUAACCUUGAACUUGUACAAUGAUCAAGUUUUCAAGGUGCAACCUUUGCACAAUGUGUACGGAGAAAUCGAAGGAGAGAAAAAAGACGAGGUAAUUAUUAUUGGUAACCACCGUGAUGCCUGGAUUAAGGGCGGAGCAGGAGAUCCUAACUCUGGUAGUGCCGUUCUUAUUGAACUUGCCAGAGCUUUUGGUCAAUUGAAGGCUGCUGGAUUCAAGUUCAAGCGUACGAUUGUGUUGCAAAGUUACGAUGGAGAGGAAUACGGACUUCUUGGCUCUACCGAGUAUGGAGAGAACUACGCCCACGAUUUGACACGUAAGGUGGUCUCUUACAUCAACUUGGAUUCUGCUGUGACGGGCAAGAAUUUGCACUUGGGAGCCUCGCCUGUUCUCAAUCAGGUAUUACGUAGUGUUGCAAAGGAACUUGAUUACCCUGAAAAGAAGGUUGGCUCAUUAUACGACCACUUUGUCGAUGUUAGUGGAGACAAGAUCCACACUCUUGGUUCAGGAUCUGACUACACUGUAUUCUUGGAGCACCUUGGAAUCCCAUCUGUUGACUUGGGAUUCGGCGCUGGCAAGGGAGACGCGGUGUACCAGUAUCACUCGAACUACGAUUCUUACUACUGGAUGACACACUUUGGUGAUCCUGGAUUCGUGUACCACAACUUGGCUGCGAAGUACGUGGGAUUGUUGGCUUUGCAAUUGUCCGAACAUGAAAUUAUUGAUUUCGGAACCAAUGAUUAUGCCAACGCUUUAGUUGACUAUUUCAGUGUCACUGAGAAAUUGAUUCCAAAGAAAUGGUUGAAGGAAGAAGUUUCAAAGGGUGAAGGGUGGAAUGAGUUUUUGCGGUGGGACAUGGCUGACCUUGGUGCCAGCAAGGAACUUGCCACUGCUUACUCGCCACGAAACCUUUAUCCAUUCCCCGAAUUAUUUGGAGCAAAGCAAUGUAAGCACAACAGACUCCAUCAAAUGAUUGACUUGGCUCACCACAAGGAAUUGAAAUUGGAAGACAUCGUCAAGCUUACCAAGACUGAUCUCGAGAGAUUGCAGAAUGCAACCCAAAUUCUCGAUUCCGAAAGUCAUGAAAUCCAAGUCAAAUUCGACAAUCGUGAUGCACUCAAUUUCUGGCAACGGAUCAAGCUUCAUUUCCAGAUCAAGCAUCACAAUGCGUUGUUGCAAUACUUCGAAAGAAACUUCUUACACCACAAGGGGUUACACGAGAGGUCGUGGUUUAAGCAUAUUGUAUUUGCUAGUGGACGUUACACUGGGUAUGCGGGUCAAGAUUUGCCGGGAUUACGUGAAGCACUUGAAGACGAGGACUUUGACCGUUUUGUACACUGGUUAGGAAUCUUUUCCAAGGCACUCAGAAGAGUGUCUGCACACGUAGGUUGA
Messenger RNA from Meyerozyma guilliermondii ATCC 6260, 2469 nucleotides. RefSeq names its product putative zinc metalloprotease (gene VPS70). Gene Ontology annotation, molecular function: carboxypeptidase activity. The transcript has a single exon. The record is from RefSeq and is a predicted model, not a curated record. Lineage: Eukaryota; Fungi; Ascomycota; Pichiomycetes; Serinales; Debaryomycetaceae. The coding region runs from base 1 to 2469 and encodes 822 amino acids.